Molecule: messenger RNA, 921 nt
Organism: Melitaea cinxia (Glanville fritillary)
Lineage: Eukaryota; Metazoa; Arthropoda; Insecta; Lepidoptera; Nymphalidae
Product: cyclin-dependent kinases regulatory subunit-like
Exons: 2
Coding region: 172-453 (93 amino acids)
Biological process (GO): regulation of mitotic cell cycle
Cellular component (GO): SCF ubiquitin ligase complex; cyclin-dependent protein kinase holoenzyme complex
Molecular function (GO): protein kinase binding; cyclin-dependent protein serine/threonine kinase activator activity; histone binding
Source: RefSeq, a predicted model, not a curated record
UUGAUUAUUUUGACAGUUUAAACAGCUGGAAUGAAAAUCGAUCAUACUAUUAGGUAGAAGAAAAACGCAUUUUUUUUCCUUAUGAAACAAUUUUAAUUUGCUCUCAAACCUAAGUUUUGUUUGGUUUGUAAAUAAAACGGGUGUUAAGUUCCAAUAACUUUAUUUAAAAAAAUGCCAGUGGACCAGAUACAGUAUUCAGAAAGAUAUAACGAUGACGUUUACGAAUAUAGGCACGUCAUUCUUCCACCGGAUAUAGCAAGACUAGUACCAAAAUCUCAUCUCAUGACUGAAACGGAAUGGAGAAACCUAGGUGUCCAGCAGAGCCCUGGUUGGCUGCAUUUCAUGGUGCAUAAUCCUGAACCCCACGUCCUAUUAUUUAGACGACCUAGGAGUGACAUUCCUGCUCCAGUUAAUGGCCUAGAUGCAAGUACUUCCUCUACUGUAAAAGUUUGAUAUUUCUAAUAUUAAUUUUAGAUAAUGUGGCCACACAUUUAUUAUAUUACUAGCCGAGUAUCUUCAACCAGUGUUAAAAAAAAUAUUGUUAUUAAAAAAAAUAUUGUUAAAUGAUCUAAAUGGAAAAAACUUGUAAUAAAUGCAAAAGCAUGCAACGUAAUUAACAUACAUUAAAAUUUCUUCCAAUUUAACAGUUUUCGUUUAAGUUGGGUUUUAAGAUGAAUUGCAUCACAAGUAUUAAAUAAAUAAUCAACUGUUAUGUUAAUGUUACUUUAUGUAAUUAUUAUAUGUAUUGUAACUUAUGUAAUAACCGUGAUAAUAAAAGUGCUAGAGUUGUGAUAAUUUGUAGAAUACUUGUUAUUGAUUGUAGGCGCUUAAAACGAUGUAAGCAAGUGGCCUUAGACUGAUGUAUGGUAAUCGUAAUUAAUAAGUGCAUACAUGAUGUAUAAAUACAAAUUAUAUUUAAAA